AUGAUAGACUUCGGAACGACACUACUUGAAAUGGAACUACCUCGAACUUCCUACUGGCCCCAAUCAUCAAAUUCUAUUGUCCACUUUCAACCAAGAUCACAUACACCAAAGAUGUCGCCAAGCCCUCCUGGGAGCCCAAGUAGUGUGGAGUCUAGUGGUAUUAGACGAUAUCGUAGGACUACGGCUUGUACAACAUGCCGCGAUAGAAGAGUAAAAUGUAGCCGCGACAGGCCAUCCUGCACCCAAUGUAAGAAGGGGGGACGACUUUGUAAAUACUUGAACAGCGAAAUACCCGAGUUUGAGUUCAUUGAGGUGAAUCUAUCCAGGAGUCCGGCUAGGAAGUCGCCAUCGCCAGUUAUGUCAAAUCCAAUCAGCGAAAGGAAAUCCGGUAUCAAGUUAAAAACAAGUAGCCGGUCGGUGGUUAAACAGUCUCAAAUAAUAUCGUCUCGUUUCCCUCCAAAGAUCCUGGCAAAUGAUAUAGAUACUCCAUUCCAUCAGCCCAUCAAAAAUUUAGCGAUUACCCUUGGUGCACUCGGCGAAGAUUUCAUCUCCUAUUUUCGGACGAAAGUUCCAGCGCGAGAAGUUUGUGAUCAUUUCUUGAACAACUUCAUAGGACUACAAUCUGCAGUGCCCAUAUGCAAUAUUGAUACUCUUAUAGAUGAGUACACCAGCUUCUGGGCCAAUUUGUCUCCUGAAACCUCGCUUGAAACUACCCUACUCAUCUUAGCCGUUCUAUAUUGUGGGGCUGCUAAUUCUACCAUAAACAUUUCACAAGCAACAACAUUACACGAUCUAUACGAACAGCUAUUAGAUAUAGUUAAUCUUCCAACAUAUCAUUGCACACACCGAGGAUCAUCUGCGAUCCAGCUUCUGCAGGCUUACCUUCUUGUAAACACAUUUCAAGCUAGCACAUCAUCCUCACAGUUCCGGUAUGGAUUUUUACUCCACGCAAUUAGACUCGCUCAAUCAUUACAACUCCACUUCGACAAACCAUAUCAAAGUAAUGGUUUCCAAGCUGAGGUUGAAAAGAGAAUCUGGUGGCAUUUGCUGUUUUUGGAUCUCCAAUCGACUAUCACGACCGGCGCACCUUUGCUGAUAACUAGAAACGGAUACGAAAACGAUGUUUCGUUACCCAUGGUGCUGAAUCCUGCCUCUAGCCAAGAUUCAGCUUCACCGAUGAUGAUCGCCUUUUACGGCCAGUGCCAGUGGGCGCGUUGUAUGCGCGACUGGAUCAUGAAGAUGCCAACACAGGGAGAUGCGGUUCGUCUCGUUGAAAGCAUCGAAAAUCUUCUAAAUUUAUUACCGGGAGUAAAAGCAGAGAACUUGGGACCGCGGGCGUACCUGAAGUUAUUGAUUGAUAAUGUAUAUUGCCUUCUCGGCUUGAACUUCUGUCAAGCAAAACAAUUGCAAGAUAUUGGGUGGCGAAAUGAUAUUGUCCGGGCUGCAAGUUCGUUCCUGCAAAACUACCUUUUUCUAUCCGACACAACCUCCAUAACACCAUUGAAGUGUAUUCUUUCUGGUCUCAUACAGCCUCACCACGCUGUCUUUAUCCUCCUCAUGCACCUUAGUCUGUGCACUUCCUUGGAUUCCAAUGCCCAAUCGCUAAAAAUUCUCGUGGACAAAGUCUUUGAUGCCGAAAUAUCUAGCCCCAGACUUGGUGUCAGUCGUGCCGCUUCCAGAUCGCCCGAAUUCACUCACUCUAGCCCCACUUCUCGGAUCUUGCGCAAGUCAUAUGGUUACUGUCGUCAAGAAAUCCUCAUCCUACUUUAUAGAAAAGUCCAAGCCAAACUAGGCCGGAAUACACCAAAAUUCACAGUCAUGUCUCGCCCUACUUCUCCCAAUAUCGGGGUUUUACCACAACUUAAAGGCUUGGUCUCGCGAGACGCGAAGAGCAAUAUUGUCUCCAGUGAGAAUUCCGCAAGUGGACAUUCAGGAACUAAAUGGAUGGAAUUGGCUAUGGAGAUGAACACGGAGGAUUGUAUGAUGGAUAGAGAGUUGGAUGAUGUCCUUAGAGGCGGACGAGAUGUAUGGAAUAAAUGGGAAAGACUGAUAGGUGCGGUUUCCAAGUGCUGA
Molecule: messenger RNA, 2073 nt
Organism: Botrytis fragariae
Lineage: Eukaryota; Fungi; Ascomycota; Leotiomycetes; Helotiales; Sclerotiniaceae
Product: putative c6 transcription factor protein
Exons: 3
Coding region: 1-2073 (690 amino acids)
Biological process (GO): regulation of DNA-templated transcription; DNA-templated transcription
Cellular component (GO): nucleus
Molecular function (GO): DNA-binding transcription factor activity, RNA polymerase II-specific; zinc ion binding; DNA binding
Source: RefSeq, a predicted model, not a curated record